GGGACGGAUGUGCGCAGUGGCGGACUGCGCAGGUUUCAUUAAUGGCGGCCGGUCGGCAGGCAGAGUUUUAACCCGGACGAAAAUUUGACAACCCCGAGCCGGAUUGGGAGCUUCAAACUCCGCUUUGUCGCCGUAGAUCGGGUCUAUGAAGCCGGAUCCACCGUGUAUGAUGAAAUAUCUGCAGCAGGGAUUGAGGACCUUUAUGCUGGUGGCGACCAAACUAUGGAGUUUCCUCUGCUACCUUCUUCGCAAGCAAGUCCGCACGAUCAUCCAACAUCAGACAGUCCGGUAUGACAUUAUGCCUCUCUCGCCGAUCUCCAGACACAGACUCAAUGGCGUAAAAAGGAAAGUGCUGGUUUUAGACUUAGACGAGACGUUGAUCCACUCUCACCAUGACGGCGUCAUGAACAGAACAGUACGGCCAGGAACACCUCCAGACUUUAUACUAAAGAUCACAAUAGACAGACAUCCAGUCAGAUUCUUUGUGUACAAGAGGCCGCAUGUUGACUUCUUCCUGGAUGUGGUUUGUCAGUGGUACGAGUUGGUAAUAUUCACUGCCAGUAUGGAGAUAUACGGAGCAGCUGUAGCAGACAAACUAGACAACACGAAAGGCAUUCUAAAAAGGAGAUACUAUAGACAGCAUUGCACAUUAGAAUACGGGAGUUACACGAAGGACUUGUCGUCGGUCCAUAACGACUUGUCCAGUGUUAUUAUCCUGGAUAAUUCCCCAGGAGCAUACAGAUCAUAUCCAGAUAAUGCCAUCCCCAUCAAGUCGUGGUUUGCGGACCCCAGUGACACCUGUCUGCUGUCCCUGCUGCCCAUGCUUGACGCGCUGCGCUUCACAGCCGACGUGCGCUCCGUCCUGAGCAGAAACCUCCACCUGCACCGGCUAUAACUGGUCUGUACUGGUUGGAACCAGUAUGAACCGGUCGUGGCCACCCUGCACUGUACCAUAGCCACAGUAGAGUCAGUAGUGUUGGGAAAAAGAACAGCCGCUGCCGACAGGUGCUACUAUGAGUACCGGUUUGAUUUGUUUUUACGUAAACUUCUUGUUCAAGAUAACCACAGAGUUCAUCUUGUUUUUGUUUCAUUUUUUUUUCUUUUUAGGACAGGGCACUUAAAGCUGCAUAACCUUCAAAACUUUCCAGUGAAGUGUUCCCAGAGACUCAAGAAGGAAAUCCUUGAUACAAAAAAAGUCUUCUUCUCAAUCAACACUGUGAUAAGCCAGUAAAACACUUGGACAUUGAACAAUGUUAACCACCCUUUGUCAUUUUCUCUGCAAUUUUUUACAUGGAAGUUAAAACUUCUUUUUGUUCUCAUUUUUAGUGUGAUUUUUGUUGUCAGUCAAUCCAGUUAUCAUAGCAACUUGUGAAGUCAGCAGUGGCUGUUCUUUUUGAAGAGAUAUUCUAACUGUUCCUUGUAUGUUACCGGAUAUAAAAUUACAUUGAGUUUCAAAGCAAUAUGUGAGAUUCUCCUAAAUUUAUAAGUAGAAUCAUUUGGUUUAGAGAAACUUGACCAAAAUAAAGUUUAGUUUUAUAAUCCUACCAAAUCAUAGUUGGGCUACAUGUAAAUGAAUAGCUCAGUCGUUGUGAUAAAAUAAUUUUGUUGCACUGCACUUAAAACCAGCAAAUGCUCCCUUUCCCCCUUUAAAUGGUCCAGCCCAUCCCUAAUAAUUCAUGGUGUGAGUGAGGAAGAGUAGACUCCGAAAUAGGGUUUUUAUUGUCAUACAAAAUGUAGCACUUAUGUUGAGCUCUUCUGAUUUUGUACAGUUUUUCGAUCAGUUAUGCUGUAGUGGUAGGCUACAAAUGGAGAUAAAGCCACACACUGUCAUCACCUUGCUUUUGGGGUCUAGAUUUCAGCAUUUGUAUGAAGGGAUGCUCAGAGUGUCUCUGUUAAUCUCAGUUUCUUUCACUGACGAAUCAGUCAUUAUGAUAAGGCAUAGCCAUGAUUGUGAAUCAUGAUCACAUCAAAUAUGAAAAUUUAUGGAAUUUUUUUAAAUCAUUGCUGAUGAUUCAGGGUCAAAGGGAAUUUAUUUGGAACAGAAAUUGAAAUUGAUGGCAGGGCUUGAAGGGUUUUGUAAUAGAAUGGGCCUUUUGACUUCGGCUUGCCAGUACAAUGUAGAAAACUCACUGUUCAUUGUUCACUCAGUCUGACUGUAUUUCCCAUACAACAUACACAUGUAGGCCAUUUUUGGAAAGAGGCAGUCACAAAUUUUACUUCUAUUUUUACUUGUACCAUAGUUUUUCCACCAAACUACUAGUAUGUUAUAGCUGGCAUAAACUCAAGCUUUAUUUCUUACCAAUCGAUAUCCAAAGCUGGACAUUUCUUUCCAAUUUAACACUACAGAGCCAUGCAAAUGACUGUAAGCCUGAGCCUGUAGUUGUCAUGAAUUCAUAGUUAGAAGGAAACAUGCAAGGAACAGUAGUGAUAUGUCAUUGUACAAACAAGAUCACCCUGGAUGUGUAUAAUAUAGGGUGCCAGAGCUGUGUCAUACAUAGCCACAAUCCCCUCUUCUUUCUUAUGUGUCUGUAAAGAAUUAUGAAUGAUGUCCUGUCUUUGAUAUGUGAUGUGUCCAUGUCUCUUUAUGCCAAUUGUAACUUCUCUAAGAGAUUUUUGGAACUCUGGCCAGAUUUGAUGCACUUUUCUUUUUACUUCUCUUGUAUGAUUGGCUUUGGGUGGUUGUCAAUUUUUGAUGAUUUGAAGCAAAUUGGUGUUAUUAUGAUAGACAAAGAAAUGUAAAUCCCAUUAAUCUCUGUUCAUUUGGCAGGAAAACAAGUACAUUUAUUGGAACGACGAUUGGAUUUCUUGUUAUUCAUUCACUCUACUUAUUGCAACAUGAUACAAAAAAAUGCACUUUUCAAAUUGCAGUAGAGUAUUUUGAAACACUCCUGCAGGAAGAUGCAUUAAAAAUGAGCAAUAUAAUGAAGAUUU
Molecule: messenger RNA, 2931 nt
Organism: Branchiostoma belcheri (Belcher's lancelet)
Lineage: Eukaryota; Metazoa; Chordata; Leptocardii; Amphioxiformes; Branchiostomatidae
Product: CTD nuclear envelope phosphatase 1-like
Exons: 7
Coding region: 146-895 (249 amino acids)
Molecular function (GO): protein serine/threonine phosphatase activity
Source: RefSeq, a predicted model, not a curated record